This is a messenger RNA of Lineus longissimus, 2038 nucleotides long. RefSeq names its product L-2-hydroxyglutarate dehydrogenase, mitochondrial-like. Lineage: Eukaryota; Metazoa; Nemertea; Pilidiophora; Heteronemertea; Lineidae. The record is from RefSeq and is a predicted model, not a curated record. The transcript has 9 exons. Gene Ontology annotation, molecular function: (S)-2-hydroxyglutarate dehydrogenase activity. Bases 296 to 1675 code for a protein of 459 amino acids.
UGCCAAAUAGUAAUUCUAAAGGUGCCCCGGAUUUCCUUAAUAUCACUACCACUACCAGCCAAUGAAAUAUCACAUUUUGAAUUAGAUGUAGAACCAUUAUUGCAUUAAACAAUCCGUCAGCAGAAUGAAACAAAAGCCGGACAGUUUUUCCAGGGAAUAUUUUCUCCUUCUACAACUGGUCCUUGAUUGCUUGAUUGAUUGUUUAUAGUCUGCAACAAAAACAACGAAUGGAACAUAUUAGCAGACGAAUUUAAGCCCAGUGGUGCAACCUGGUCUGCAAGUAAAAACUAACAAUAUGGUGGCAAAGGUCUCCUUGGGGAAAAUGUCUCCAGUUUUUGCAAAUUUUCGUAGGUUUGAUCGAGUGAUACCAUGUGCCAUGUCAUCACGAUGGAAGCUUGGAACAGUUCAAUGUCGAUAUCAGUCUUCGAGUGUUCAAGGCAACAAGACUUAUGAUAUGGUCAUAGUUGGUGGAGGCAUUGUUGGUUUAGCAACUGCAAGGGAGCUCACCUUACGUCAUCCAACUUUGAGAUUAGCAGUGGUCGAGAAAGAAAAUAAAGUUGCUGCCCACCAGAGUGGUAAGAAUAGUGGUGUGAUACAUGCUGGUAUCUACUAUACUCCAGGCUCCCUCAAGGCUAAACUCUGUGUUGAAGGUCUAGAGCUUGCAUACAAAUACUGUGAUGAGAACAAAGUGCCAUAUAAAAAGUGUGGAAAGCUCAUUGUUGCAGUUGACCAUGAAGAAGUUCCAAGAUUAGACGUGUUAUAUGACAGAGGACUAAAGAACAAUGUGAGAGACCUGCGGGUGGUCGGACCGGAUGAGAUCAGGGAAAUUGAACCCAACUGUAGGGGUUUAAAGGCUUUACACUCACCGCACACUGGUAUUGUAGACUGGGGAGAAGUGACCAAAUCCUAUGGCAGGAACUUCCAAGCAGCUGGUGGAGACAUCCAUCUCAAUUACAAUGUGAAAGAAUUCAGAACAACAAGUGAUCCAGAUUACCCAGUUGAUAUCAUUAGUAAUAAGCCGGACCAGACAAUCAGAUGUAAGCAUGUGUUGACAUGUGGUGGCUUGUAUGCUGACAGACUGGCCGAGAAGUCUGGGUGCAAUCCAGAGCCAAGGAUUGUGCCAUUCAGGGGAGAAUAUCUACUGCUCAAACCAGAGAAGUGUAAUCUAGUCAAUGGAAAUAUAUACCCCGUUCCAGAUCCUCAAUUUCCCUUCCUCGGAGUGCACUUUACUCCCAGGAUGGAUGGAAAUGUAUGGCUUGGUCCCAAUGCCGUCCUGGCCUUCAGAAGAGAAGGCUACCACAUGACAGACUUUAAAUUAGGAGAAUUUAUAGAUGCAAUAAGUUUUAGAGGUCUUCGAAAGCUGGCAUUCAAGCAUCUUGCCUUUGGUAUGAGUGAGAUGUACAGGAGUUUAGCUAUGUCAGCUCAAGUCAAAUUACUUCAGAGAUUUGUUCCUUCCCUGAGUCCAGCAGAUGUGACAAGAGGACCUGCUGGUGUCCGAGCCCAGGCAUUAGACAGAGAGGGAAACCUUGUGGAUGACUUUAUCUUCGACGGAGGAGUUGGGAGUCUUGGAAGCCGGAUGCUGCACGUCAGGAAUGCCCCAUCACCUGCUGCUACGUCAUCACUAGCUAUAGCGAAGAUGGUGGCAGAUGAGGCCAAGAAACGAUUUGACUUAUGAGCAUGUUUUCCAUUUUUGAUUUGCUUUCUUGUCAGUAGUGGAAAAUAUGUAGCCUUAUCUCUGGAAACAUUAAUGCCUGUCACCUUUGAGGUCCUGGUUUCAAUUCAUGGCAGGUCCUUGAACACUCAUGUGAUAGAGAGGACAACUCUCUUCAACAGUGUAGGUUCCCUUCAGGGUUUCUGGUGUCAUGCUACUUAACAUUACAACUGCCCAAUAUUGUUUAAAGGGCUAACUAUGUCCCAGUUGAGGACGAGCUCUCACUUUUUAAAGAGUUCUCUAAAGUGUUGAAUAUGAUUUCACAUUUCAUGGUGCUUCACUUUCUUGGUGUAUUAUGAUGUGCAAAUAAAUUUACAAUUAUUAGGA